AUGAAAGAAAUGGAGGCAACGGCACAUGAUGGUGAGGACGAUGGUGGUAUUCCGGAGUUUCAAAUGUAAGUGAUCUUAAAGUUAUAAAAAAAAUCGUAUUAAAGCUAAAAUUGAUUAAUUAAACAAUUGUUUAAUUAAUAAUUAUUAAUUUUAAUUUAAGUACUGACUUAUUCUAUCUUGCCGCCCAGAUCCGUAAAUUUAUUAUAAUAAAUAUACAGGGCGUGUCGCAGGGGCGUAUACAACGGGGGGCGAUAGAUGCGAUCGCCCCCCCCCCUGGGCAUUGUUAAAUUUGUUUCAUGUAUAGGUGAAUUCUUAUUCUAUUAUUAUUAAGUUUUUUAAAAAAAGUUAAUUUUUUUUCUGCGGAAAUGUUAAUCAAAAACUUUUUAAAAGAUUGAUAAGAGAUUAGAGAUAUUGUAGCUAUCAUCAACAUAUCCAUCAACUGUUGGUUAUAAUAAUUAUAUUGUGACUAUCUAUACGGUUAUUGUCUGCACUCUGUAACCAUGGUCCGUGUCAUUAACAUAUUCUUUUUUUCGGGGAAUGAGAUCGUGGAGCCGUGAUAACUAUAUCAUGACAAUAAUCGAUAAGCUUUAAUAGAAGAACGGCGCAUGGUAGUACGAGUACAGCUCUACAGGUCUGCAGUACCCAGUACCCGGCGUUUGUACUAGCAGUUUUUAUCAAUGCUCAAUAUUGCAAUUCGCAAUACACGAAAUAAUGGCUAACAAUGGCAUUAGGGAAAAAAAAGUCCCUGACCAAAAACCACGUAAGGAAAAAAGCCCCGGAGAAGCAAACAAAUAUUUCUUUAAAAUUAGCUACUACGAAAACUACAAUGUUCAUUCUACAACUACGUUCUUUCAAUGACCGAUACGGAUACAUUGACUACAAAUAUACUAAAAAUUAUUAUUUAAAAACCCCCGAGUCCAAAAAAUACAUCGUACUGGUUUGGAACAUUAUAGUAUUAUUAUUGCAACACACUAAUUAAAAAUAAUGUAAUAUAUCUCAUAUUCUAAUAUAUGGGUAUUACGUAUGUAUAUUUUAUUGUAUUUUUUCCCUCAGAGAUAAAGAGGGACCACGCACAGGACAACAACCGCCACCGUUAUUACGAUCGAGUACAUUGCCCGCCAUCAUUGUACCUGGCUUCAACAUUUUACAAGCUCAAAUCGGACCGAAUUCCACAACAAACGGUAUUGUUUUUAUAUAAUCACAAUAUAUUUACAUUUUUUUAAAUUAUUAUAAUUAUUUUUUCAUUACAAUAGUCAAUAGUAUAUUAUGUUUUACAUAGGUACCUAAUUAGGUACAUAAUUACAUGCGGUAGCUUGCGUUGGAUUUUAAAAUAAAGGUUUAAAUUUGUUUAUCAAGUAUGGAAACUAAACAAACUCACGUAACUUCAGGAGUCUCUUAAGGAGAUCAUUUAUCUCCGAUAUUAUUCCGUCUAUUUAUAAACGAUAUCUCAAAAGCUGUUUUGUUUUUAAAAAUCAUACUGUUUGCCGAUGAUGCCAAAAUAUUUAGAGAAAUUAGAAGCCCGAAUGAUGCUUUUAAAUUGUCGUUCGAUUUAGAUAAUAUUUUUAGAUGGUGCCAAAAUAAUGUUUUAUAUUUAAACAUAAAAAAAUGUUCUACGAUUACUUUUUCUUUGAAAAGAACGAAAAUACAGUUCAAUUAUUCAUUAGCAAAUAUUAAUUUAUCAAAAAUAUCCGUAGUUAAGGACCUUGGGGCCUAGCUUGAUGUAAAACUUUUUUUAAAUGACCAUAUAAAUUUUAUUAGAAACAAAGCGUAAUUGGGGUAACUUAAAUUUAAAAGGUGGGUAGGACUUGGGUAACGUUACCUCAACUCCACCUAUGGAAAAUUCGACUUUCCGGGAAGAUAGGUGGAGCUGGAAUCAUGAAAAUAUGGUCAGGAAUUUAUAGAAAUUGAGUAAUAAUUAUUGACGCAAAAAAAACUACAAAACUCAAAUCGGGGGAGGGUUUAGGUAAACGUACGUAAUUUUUAUAAAAAUGAAUAAAUGAAAUGAUUGAUUGCCCUGAAAUACCUCAAAACAUAAAUUUUUAAAUCAAAAAACUGUGAUAAAAACAUAUUUUAUAUACAAAUGUAAACACAUAUUAUAUGUAAAAUUCACCGUCGAAUAUUCUAAUGUGGGCUAGUAAUUACGUGAAGAAUAUUGAUUUUUUUUAAUACAUCUUCAACAAAGUUUUUCAGUUUAGGUUUUAAAAACUAUAAAAGCACACUUAAGUAAAAAAGAAAUUUUAUGUGUUAAAAUAAAUGAAUAAUAAAUAAGUUAUGAAAGUUUGUUUUCUUUUUUUUUUUAUUAUUUAGUUUUACUUUGUAUUUUUAUAAAUCAUGUAUUUUCUUUAUUCUUUGGAUUUGCGAAUUUCUCUAAUUUAGUGUACAUAUGUCAUAGCUAUGUAUAUUUCAUUGUAUAUAACAUGUAUAAAAAUGUAAUUGGAAUUUUAUUUCCGUUAAUAAAAAGAAUAUUAUUAUUACUAUUAUAAAUCCAAAAAAAAGACAAAUAGCUUGUUUACAUGUAGUAAAAAGCUAACAUAUUCACUAUAAAACGAUUAAAUAAUAUUGUGGUUGUUAGUGCGCAUAAUAAUUUAUUGUAAUAUUGAAAAUUAAAAUGUUCACCAAAAUCAACCAUAAUGUUAUAAAAACUGUUGAAUAUAUAGUAGAUAUAUGUCUUGACUGGUUUUGUUGAACUUAUUUGGUUUUACAAUGAUGUGUUUUUUUUCAUAUGUUUUUAAAUAACUUUUCUAUCAGAAUUCUGCUCCAAUCAAAAAUGUAUGUGAUGUUUUUAGCAAAAAUGUUGGUCGUUUUAUGAUUUUCCUUGUAGUUUUUUUUUAAACAAUGAGAAGAAAUGCCAAUUUUGUGUUUAAUUUUUAUUAAUAUCUGAGUUUUAUCAGUAUAAAGGGAAUAAAUAAGACUAAUAAUAUUUUGCUUAGAAUCGUUUUCUGUUAAACGUGAAUUUUCGUAACGUCAGAUUAAAAUUAAAUUGUUCGAUAUCCUCUUUUUUAACUUUUUACCUCAAACAGCGGCACUUCCAUCAGUAGUUAAUAAUAUUUAAAUCUAUAGGUAUAAUUUAUAUAAUCAUUAUAUUACAUUUUUUGUGUACAAUUUAUAUAAGCAAAUCGUCAAUUUGGCAGCCUUAUAUUUUGUCAUAACAAUGAAAAUAGACUCAAUGAUUUGCUACAAAUUUGUUACAUUUACUGUUGCAUUUUCAAAAUUUUCUACUGGCUGGUUUUUCCUACAGACCGAAAUUAAACCUGGCGGUGCAAUGUUAACGUAGUACCGACACAUUGUCCAAUAACUCUAAACUAGUAUCCAAAAACUUUUUUCUACAAUUUGCUACUGGAUUACCAGAAUUUGUUACUUUUCCGUUUUCCUAGAAUUUGGAAAAUCUAUAAUCGAUCAGGGCUGGCAUUUUAUUAUUGCUUAUUUAUUUAUUUUCAUAUAAAAAUGUGUACAUAGUGUUUAAAUUAAUAAAUUACAAGUAUGAAACCUCUCCAAAAAUCAAGUUUGUGACUGGAGGGAUGAGUUACUAAGAUUGUGUCAUAUUAAUACAAAUAUAAAUGUUAAGUAUGUAAGUACAUAAUUUAAUAAUGAAUAUAAUAUAAAAGACGAAUAAAAGAAAACGUCAAUCUAGUUAAAAAAAAAAUUGUUAUUUAUUAUUAUAAAUAACAAAUUUUUUUUCCUAUUUUUUUAAAAAUUGUUAGGUAUAUAUAGAAGAAAGUUAGAUGCUAAGAUCAAUGAGAAUAAGAAAGAAUUAGAAAAAUUCGAGUAUCAAACCGAACAACUAAAUACAGAUAUCAUUAGAUUUCAAAGUAAAUUAGAUGAAGUAAUUAAAACUAAUGAUGAAAAUUAUAAAUCAUCGAUAGAAAAAGUUGAAAUAAUAACAUACUGUCAAGGAGUUGAACGAAAGGAAAUCAAUAGAAGAACAUUGAUGGAAACAAAUAGAGAAGAUUCAUAG
Messenger RNA from Cinara cedri, 3955 nucleotides. The record is from the annotation of a GenBank genome assembly. NCBI's taxonomy places the organism in Eukaryota, Metazoa, Arthropoda, Insecta, Hemiptera, Aphididae.